Messenger RNA from Trichomonas vaginalis G3, 2454 nucleotides. Its product is annotated as Class III phosphoinositide 3-kinase catalytic domain-containing protein. Gene Ontology annotation, molecular function: 1-phosphatidylinositol-3-kinase activity. The transcript has a single exon. Gene Ontology annotation, cellular component: endosome; cytoplasm; membrane. Gene Ontology annotation, biological process: phosphatidylinositol-3-phosphate biosynthetic process; autophagosome assembly; endocytosis. Bases 1 to 2454 code for a protein of 817 amino acids. The record is from RefSeq and is a predicted model, not a curated record. Lineage: Eukaryota; Parabasalia; Trichomonadida; Trichomonadidae.
AUGACCGAAUCUUCAGCGAAAGGAAUGAACUCUCGAAAAGCGGAGAAGUCAUCAGCCUUUCCUGAGAACCUAAGGAUCGAAAUCAAAUCGCUAACAGUGGAUGUAGCUAAUGAUAUUUGGUUCGAUAUUUAUCAAUUUUUCGGAGUUCAUAUACCAGAUCAAUUAAUCGAAGAAUGGGAUUCUGAUUCAUCACUUCCAUUUAAAUGCGAAGUAGAAUGCGUAAUAUAUUCAUCUGAUAGACCUUUAACUUGUCCAGUUACUUUAAUGUCAAAUCAAUAUCAAAGAACUCACCCAACAUUUCCAAGUAUAUCAAUUUUACAUAACUUAAAUCGUGAACAGCAUACAUUUACGUGGGAUCAAGCUCUUGUAAUUCCGAUUUUAUAUUCUGAACUUCCUCACGAUUCUAUCGCUAAAUUCAAAUUCUUUGCAUGUUUAUUCCAAUCCAAGCCUACACUGAUUGGAGAGUCAGAAGUCAGAUUAUUUACACGUCGAAAUCGUCAUCUUCGAUUAGGACCAUUUGCUUUAACAUUCGACAAGAAAGAAGACAAGAGUAUCCUUCAAAAACAUGUACGCCGUCUUUAUACUACAAAAGAAAAAACUUUCGAAUUUAUUGAUGAUCAAAUUCGUUCUGUAACUGAAUCAUUACAUCCGAAAGAUGCAGAAAUGUUUUUCAACUCUCUUCUUAGCCCUAUUUCUCCACCAGAAUUGAGUAGCCAGGCUGAAUUUGCGAGAAUUGUAAUUUUACCACCGCAAUCAGCUCAGCCAUCAACAAUUAUCAUCCAAGAAAAUCUCAUACUAUCACCAAAGAACAAUAAUUCAUCAUUAAAUCCAUGCCAAAGGCUUUACCACGAUCUUGCCCAUUCACAAGGUCCUGCUAAGUCAUCAUUGCUCAAAGAAUCGAAUAUUACAGAGACUCUCAACAAAAUCAAAGCACUUCCACCACUUACAGAGCUUCUUACCAUUCAAAAAACUCAUUUAUAUAAUAAUUAUUACCAUUGUCUCACAGAUCCAGGUCUUAUGCCCGCAUUGUUCCGAUCUGUCAACUGGGAGUCCGAUGAAGAAUCUCGUGAUAUCGUAAACGCCCUCAAAACCCGAGAACCUAUCGAUGUUGAAUAUGCUCUGGAGUUUUUCACAAGUCGCUACAAUAUUUCUGUUGUCAGGAGCUAUGCAGUUCGUUGCAUACGGUCUGUCCCACGCGAGGAACUCCUCCUCUACCUACCACAACUCAUCCAGGCCGUAAAAGCUCCUUAUACAGAUGGUUUGGGAGAUAUUUUGAUUGACCACGCGAAAUCUGACAUUAUUUUUGCCAGCAACUUCUAUUGGAUUGCGCAAAUCGAGAGAGAUACCGAUAAAUCUAUCGGCCAAUUAGUCGAUAAACUUUACAAAUCAUUAAAUGAAGAUAUCAGAACCCAGAUUGACUCUCAAAUCUCUCUUGUCAAGAGAUUAUGCAAUCUAUUGACAGAAGGCAAUACAAAUGUUAAUUCCACACAGGCAAAACGUGCAAAAAUUAUCGAUCUUUUGACAAACGACCCGGAACACUCUACUUUGAGGAAUUUCGACCCAGUAAGACUCCCAUUAGACCCAGAAGUUGUUGUAAACGGAGUAGAUCCAGACGACGUCAAAGUAUUUCAAUCGAAAUUACGCCCAGCGUGCAUUUGCUUCAAGAGAGCCGAUGGCGGAAGCUACAGAGUAAUAUUUAAGAUCGGUGAUGACAUGAGACAAGACCAAUUGAUCUUACAAUUAUUCUCUGUUAUGGAUAAUAUCUUUAAGAGAGCUUCCAUGCAACUGAAUAUCACUGCAUACAAGACUUUAGCGUUUUCUCCAACUUUUGGUUGCUGCCAGUUCAUAGAUAACUCUAAAGCAAUCUUGAAUAUCGCAAAUGAAGAGAAAAGUAUCAAGAAAUACUUAAUGGCCGAUAACAAACCUAUUGGUCCUAAAAUUGAACUGUUUACAGAGUCCCUUGCCGCUUAUUCCGUCAUGACAUAUGUUUUGAAGAUCGGAGAUAGGCAUGACAACAACAUUCUUGUUACAAGAGAUGGCCAUUUAUUGCAUAUUGACUACGGAUUCAUCUUAGGUGAUGUUACUAAGCCUUUUACUCCUCCAUUGAAAUUAUCCCGAGAAAUGGUUGACACAAUUGAUCCAGAAAAUGGUUUACAGAAGAUUUGUGAUUGGGCUUGUCCUGCUUUCAACUCAUUAAGAAAGCGAGCAAGACUCAUUUUAGUUCUUAUCGAAUUGAUGUUCACAGCUCCUCUUGAGUGCUUCCAACAGAAUCCAAUGCGUAGAUUAUCACAAGUUGAGAACUCUCUGCUGCUUAACUGCACAGAAAUUGAAGCAAUUAACUCAUUACAAGCCACAUUCUCUGAAUCUCUCUCAUCAAAGAUGCAAGUUCUUUGGGAUGUUGUUCACAGUGUCGCUGUAAGUACAAAUGGACCUGAUGCUGAUAGGGAUAAUUAA